This is a messenger RNA of Prosopis cineraria, 1305 nucleotides long. Its product is annotated as haloacid dehalogenase-like hydrolase domain-containing protein At2g33255. The record is from RefSeq and is a predicted model, not a curated record. Bases 168 to 917 code for a protein of 249 amino acids. The transcript has 5 exons. NCBI's taxonomy places the organism in Eukaryota, Viridiplantae, Streptophyta, Magnoliopsida, Fabales, Fabaceae.
AGAGGAGCACCAAAUUUUGCUCAAAAAAAGAAAGAAAGUAGCACCAAAACGCCGUACUCCCUUCUACUCACAUCAGCUUGGUUCGGUUCGGAGUCCUGAUUUUACUCUUCUCGUUGCGGCGUACGGCCCCAGUAUAUAGCUCUUCUUCCUUCCUUCACGUCCAUAUCAUGCCAUUGCUGCUAUCCAGGGCCUUCUUAUCCUUAUUCGUCCCAUCCAAACCCUCAUUCUCCAAUUCCAUGGCUCUUUUUCCCGCAAAUUCUUGUCCCAAAGCUCGCCUUCGAGGCGUCAUUUUUGACAUGGACGGCACCCUCACCGUCCCCGUCAUCGAUUUCGCUGCCAUGUACAGGGAUGUGCUCGGCGACGAUGAGUAUCGCAGGAUCAAGAAGGAAAAUCCCUCUGGAAUUGACAUCUUGAACCUCAUUGAGGACUGGGAUCCCGAGAAGCAGCGUAUUGCUCACGAGACUAUCGCUGAUUACGAGCGCCAGGGACUGGAUCGCCUCCAAAUCAUGCCUGGUGCAGCUGAACUUUGUGGUUUUCUUGAUUCGAAGAAACUAAGGAGGGGAUUGAUCACACGCAAUGUGAAGAUGGCGGUUGAUAUAUUCCAGAAACGAUUUGGGAUUACAUUUUAUCCAGCAUUAAGCAGGGAAUUUCGUCCUUAUAAACCAGAUCCAGCUCCGUUGCUGCAUAUAUGUUCAGCUUGGGGACUUCAACCAAAUGAAGUGAUGAUGGUAGGGGAUAGCCUUAAAGACGAUGUUGUUUGUGGAAAGCGAGCAGCAGCUUUUACAUGCUUGCUUGAUCAGACUGGAAAAUAUGAUUCUCCUGUGUAUGCCGAUGUUGAAUUCAAACCUGAUUACAAGGUGACUUCCCUUGCUGAAAUUCCCUCAGUUCUGGAAGCAAAUUUUGAGCUGGUACCAUGAUGCCGAGUCCUGUUCACUAGAAGACAUUAACACUCACCCAAGCGAUUUUUUCUUUUUUUCUGACUGGAUCACCCCAAGCGAUUUAGCUUGAGGUUAAUGCAAAGCAUUGUGUCGAGGGUCUUUUUCUAUGCCUCCGCUUAGGUCAUUGAGAAACAAGAAACCUCUUAAAAAUGAUACCACGGCAUCCAACAGAUACGGGUUCAGAGAUCGAUGGAUCUCAUACAUUCUUGUGCCCCAGAGUCUAGUAGGCUAUGACUAAACCAAGCUCAUUUUUUCUUCGGCAUUUGGUGGCUCCAGUUUUUAUUGGACGCGAUUCUUCGACUCAUGGUUGCCGUUGUAGAUACGUAGAUACUGAUAAAGCCACAACUUGCAGCAUUGCUUAUCACAA